This is a messenger RNA of Venustampulla echinocandica, 1698 nucleotides long. Its product is annotated as Cytochrome P450. Gene Ontology annotation, molecular function: monooxygenase activity; oxidoreductase activity, acting on paired donors, with incorporation or reduction of molecular oxygen; iron ion binding. NCBI's taxonomy places the organism in Eukaryota, Fungi, Ascomycota, Leotiomycetes, Helotiales, Pleuroascaceae. The transcript has 2 exons. Bases 1 to 1698 code for a protein of 565 amino acids. The record is from RefSeq and is a predicted model, not a curated record.
AUGGCGGGGUUUGAGUUUGAUCUCAGGACAGCAGUGGUUCUGUCCGCAGUAUCAACAUAUGCUUUAGUCCAAUAUCGGCCCGGGUUGCUUUUAUUCUCGAAUCCAACGUAUAUAGGAACUUUCUUGCAGCUAUCGCUUCUUCAAUUCUUUGCCUGGAGUUUCUGGAGAGUUAUAAUAUGGCCGAAGUUCAUAAGUCCGUUGAGACAUCUCCCUGAACCUACUGGCGGUAGUUUUUGGAAUGGUCAAUUUCCUGCAAUCCUUAAGAGACCUACUGGCGCUCCGAUGGUUGAUUGGAUCAAUACUGUACCAAACGACGGUGUCAUUCGCUAUUUAGGGUUCCUUAAUUCCGAGCGUCUUCUCGUCACGUCACCAAAAGCGCUCAGUGAAGUCCUUACCACCCGGGUCUAUGAUUUCAUUAGGCCAGAGGAAGUCACAACGAAUCUGGGGCGAGUCCUCGGAAUCGGAGUCCUGCUAGCCGAAGGAGAAGAGCAUAAAUUCCAGAGAAAGCAUCUUAUGCCGGCCUUUGCUUUCAGACACAUCAAAGAUCUAUAUCCAAUAUUCUGGACGAAAGCCAGAGAAAAUGUGGAGAAGAUGAUGGAACUGAUAAAUGCCGGUGCAAGCAAAGAUACCACUGGUGACGUGCGGGAAAAUGAGAAUGCCGAUGAAGAUACGGUAGUUAUUGAGGUGCAAGGCUGGGCCUCGAGGGCAACUCUUGAUAUCAUUGGGCUUGCUGGCAUGGGGAAGGAUUUUGGUGCCAUUCAGGACUCAGAGACACUGCUCAGCGCGACAUACCAGAAAAUCUUCUCGCCCUCGAGAGGGAUGAUUAUUUUAGGGCUCAUGGGCAUGUUCCUACCAGCAUGGUUUGUGAAUUCACUACCAUUUGAAAGAAAUGGGCAGAUGGAUAGUGCUGCCACUACCAUCCGAAAUGUUUGCCGGCAACUGAUCCGAGAGAAGAAAGAGAAACUCGACAAGAACGAGUUAACAGAUGUGGAUAUCUUAAGUGUGGCAUUAGAGAGCGGCGCAUUUACGGAGGAGAAUCUCGCCGACCAGAUGAUGACCUUCUUAGCCGCUGGCCACGAAACCACGGCCUCAUCUAUGACUUGGGCAAUAUACAUGCUCUGUCUGCACCCAGAGGUCCAAACCCAACUGCGUGCAGAGAUCCACGCAAAUCUUCCUAGCUGGAGCGCAGAUACAGGAAUUACCAGCCAGCAAAUCGACCACAUGCCGUACCUCAACGCUGUGUGUAGUGAGGUCCUCCGCUAUUAUGCACCCGUUCCCCUUACACCCCGCAUUGCAGGUUGCGACACUACCAUACUCGGCCACAAGGUUCCGAAGGGUACUCGUGUCAUGCUCGUUCCCUGGGCAGUCAACAGAUCUGAGGAGCUGUGGGGUCCCGACGCUCGCAAAUUCAACCCCGAUCGCUGGUUGCCAUCUGAAGACAACCCUCAUAGCGCCAGCGGCGGUGCAUCGAGCAACUACUCAUUCUUAACGUUUUUGCAUGGACCACGAAGUUGCAUAGGGCAAGGAUUCGCCAAGGGUGAGUUUGCCUGUUUACUGGCUGCGUGGGUUGGGAAGUUUGAAUUCGAGCUUAAUGAUGAGAGGGAGAGGGAUGAGGAGAAUAUGGAUAUUAAAACCGGUGCUACUGCUAGGCCUGCCAAAGGGUUGUAUGUUAAGAUGAAGGCUGCGGAGGGUUGGUGA